AUGCAUUUUUGCGCUGGAAAAAAGCGUUUUGGAAUCGGGCUAACCUUUACGAACCGCAAAAAGCAUUACGUUUGGGCGUUUAACUUUACGGGCAAACUUGCCGCAAUAUUAUUAUUGCCGACAUUUUUAUUAAAAUAUUUUUUAUAUUUAAUAUUGCUUUUAACUAUUUUUAAAUUGGGCGUUAUUUUUGCCGAUUUUUUGCAAAUUGGUAAUGGCAACGGUAACGGUAAAAAUAAUAAAGUAACAAAUAACUUUUUUUCGGUAAUUAAUAGUUUUGCGGUUAAAUUUAAAAAAAAAACGAUGCGGCUGGUUUUUAAUUUAUUAAUAAAUUUGGUUAGGGUAAGGUUGCGGGUUUAA
This is a messenger RNA of Gaeumannomyces tritici R3-111a-1, 357 nucleotides long. RefSeq lists its product as hypothetical. The record is from RefSeq and is a predicted model, not a curated record. The coding region runs from base 1 to 357 and encodes 118 amino acids. The transcript is spliced from 4 exons. NCBI's taxonomy places the organism in Eukaryota, Fungi, Ascomycota, Sordariomycetes, Magnaporthales, Magnaporthaceae.